This is a messenger RNA of Cladocopium goreaui, 2167 nucleotides long. NCBI's taxonomy places the organism in Eukaryota, Dinophyceae, Suessiales, Symbiodiniaceae. The record is from the annotation of a GenBank genome assembly.
UCGCUUGACCACGUCAUGUGAGUUGGCAUUUAGCCAUGGCCUGAUCAACCGCUGCUGACACGUACUGCAGAAUGCUCGGCCGUUUGUGGACCGCAGUGACCAGAUGGUUCCGCUCGGGGCCAGAAUCUACUGUAGCUGCAGGAAAUGCACAGACUCCGCAACAGCCCCCAGUCAAAGAAGACAAAUAUUCCCAUCCUGAGCCUGCUGUAGAGAAGUUGCUGGAAAAAACGGCAGCUGCAAAGGGGACACAGGUCGAAGCUUCUCUUGCUUCAAGAAAUGCGGAGCUUCAAAAACUGCCAGCCAAACUGGACGAACAGGAGAAGCCUGCCCCUGCUGCAGAGAAGUUGCUGGAAGAUACGGCAGCUGCAAACCGGAAAGAGGCGGAGGCUUCUGUUUCCAACAAAGCUACAGCUAGUGCACCAACUGCUGAGCUUCAAAAAUCACCAGCCGAAGUGGCCAAGGUGGACACGCAGGAAAAGCGCGUCUCUGCUGCGGAAAAGUUGUUGGAAGACAGGGCAACCGCAAAGCGGAAAGAGGUGGAGGCUUCUGUUUCCACUAAAGCCAGUGCACCACCCGCCGAGCUUGAAAAAUCGCCAGCCAAAGUGAGCAAGGCGGACACGCAGGAAAAGCCUGUCCCUUCUUCGGAGAAGUCGUUGGAAAGCAGGGCAACUGCAAAGCGAAAAGAGGUGGAGGCUUCUGUUUUCGCCAAAGCCGGUGCACCAACCGCUGAGCUUCAAAGAUCGCCGGCAAAAGUUACCAAGGUGGACAAGCAAGAAAAGCCCGCCCCUGCUGCAGAGAAGUUGCUGGAAGAUACGGCAGCUGCAAAGCGGAAAGAGGUGGAGGCUUCUGUUUCCACCAAAGCUAGUGCAUCAACUGCUGAGCUUAAAAAAUCGCCAGCCAAAGUGAGCAAGGUGGACCAGGAAAAGUCCGUCCCUUCUGCGGAGAAGUUGCUGGCAGACAGGGCAGCUGCAAAGCGGAAACAGGUGGAGGCUUCCCUUUCUUUCAAAGCUAGUGCAGAAAGUGUAGCAAAUCUGCCAAGCGGGGAGCCUUGCAACUUGGCAAAAGGCACCGGUGCCACAGGGAUAGCGCAGGCUAGCAUUGUCAGUGAGGCAUCUUCCAGCACCCUGCCAAGAAGGCUUGAAGAACUGAAGCAGACUUUGAAAGACAAACAGGAAAAGCUAGCUGUCUCAGCUUCCAUUGAUGGUGACAGAUCCGGCAGACGCUCCAGCUUUCUGCCUCAAGCAGAUGCGACUGAAGAGCGGCCGCUGAAUAUCUUUGGUGGGGUUGGUGAAGGUUUCGAAGAUGUGCCUCCGAGAAAGCGCCGAGUUGUACUCAAGCCACCUCCAAAGGUACACAGCCGGGAUUGGGCAUCAGACCAGUCAGACCAGUCCGUGUCAGAGCAUUCCUCUGAACUUAGGGACUGGCGAUUGUUGGAUCAACCCAUCCAGACAGAGCUUGAUUCCCCGGCAGGUGAGGCCAAGGCAUCCAAAAAGCGAAAAAGAGGAAAGAAGAAGAAGAAAAAAGGAGAAGCUGAAGAAGCUCAUGAUGAGAAGCCACAGUCCGAGCUUGAGAAGGAUAUCAAGGGUCCGAGCCAAGUGGAAGCGGGAACAGUCGAAGAGCAGGAAGGCGAAGAUGAAACACCAACAAAAAGGGCAAAGAAACGGAAGAAGAGGAAGAAGGACAAGGACCACAAGGAGUCUCACAAAGAAGCCAAAGCCAUGCAGGUGGAACAACCCAUUCAUGCAGAUCUUGAAAAAGGAGAUGACGGCUCGUCGGAAGAGCAGAAUGGCAUUAUGUCUGUGAGCUCCGGUAGUGGAGAAGAUCAAGACUAUGGUGUUGUGGAGUGCAAAUUUGUUGCAGAGAAUGACGCAGCACUUGGCUUGCGGCGCCGCAUUCAGCGGCAUAAGACCAGGGCAUUGGAGGAGGCCCGAAAGGAGGAGAAGAAAGCCAGGAAAAAGGCUGGGAAGGCGGCAGAGAAGGCUCUGAAGGCUUUGCGGAAAGCAGAAAAGGCUGAGGCAAAAGCAGAGGGCUUUGGAUUCAAAAAAAACAAAGAUGCAGCUCGCAGCUCCCAAGAAGCGGAGUGGACAGCUUUGCGAGAACUGUCUCAGACUUGCGGACGUGUUCAGGAUGACUGAGACCUCAAAUUGCCAUUGCUCCAUGUGAAAAA